This is a messenger RNA of Adineta steineri, 1082 nucleotides long. The record is from the annotation of a GenBank genome assembly. Lineage: Eukaryota; Metazoa; Rotifera; Eurotatoria; Adinetida; Adinetidae.
AACGUGAUGAAAAUAAUCCUGAUAUGUAUACUUUUACACCUAAUCGUAUUAAAGAUAAUAUGGGUAAAAAAGAUUCACGUUUUGCUUCAAGUGAUCAACAAGAUGCUCAAGAAUUUAUGACUUUUCUUCUUGAUAUUAUACAUCAAGAAUUAAAGACAAAAAAUAAAAAUGAUAGAAAUACAAUUAUAAAAAAACUUUUCUUCGGAGAAAUAACAUCAACUGUAACAUGUACGGCAUGUCAUAAAGAAGACUCAACAAUAAAUCCAAUUAGUAGUUUAUCUAUACCACUCAAUCGUCAAGAACGUCGUUUCUGGAUUACUUUUAUUACAAAACAAGGUAAAGAUGAACUUACUCUUGUAGAUGUACCUAUUGAUGGACAAGUUGGACAUCUCGUCGAAGCAUUCGCUCAAAAACAUAAUGAACCAUUACUCUUUUACUAUGUACUUGUCAUGUUACCUGAUGGAGAAGUCGACUUGAAUACACCACUUAGUCAAAUCACUGGUGAUGAAUUAAUAUUUAUGGAACAAGAAGAACGCUGUGAUAAUAUUCGACCUAAACCUUUAGAAAAACCGAAAACAGCAUCUACUCUUGACAAUUGUCUUGAAGAAUUUUUUUCAAAAGAAUAUCUCGAAGAUGAAUGGAGAUGUCAACAAGAAAAUUGUAAAAAAAAAGUAAUACCAAUGAAACAACUUAAACUUCGUACACUUCCAUCUAUUCUUAUUAUUCAAUUCAAACGAUUUUCACAUGAAAAUGGUCUACAUCAAAAAAUUGAAACAUUCGUUGAUUAUCCAUUAGAAGGACUUGAUUUAAAGAGAUUUCUACCAUCAUCAUCAUCAUCAUCAUCCGAUGACGCUAUUUAUGAUUUAAUUGCUGUGUGUAAUCAUAUGGGGUCAAUUUUUGGUGGUCAUUAUGUCGCGUAUGCUCAAGAUCUAUCCUCAAGUAAAAAUAAAUGGUUUAAAUUUGAUGAUUCAUCCGUAACAAGUGUAAAAUCAUCUGAGUAUGCAGAUGAAAUUAUCUCUAGAGAUGCUUAUCUUUUAUUUUAUAUUAGAAGAGAUAUUUUAUAUCCAAUAACAUCAUUAUAG